UAAAAUUUGUCAGUAAAAGUCUCCUGAUUAGUUAUUAUCAAAGCUAAUAUCUUCCUAGUUAUUCUCCAAUUACCCCUUUAGCAACCAACACCAUGUCUUUCCUCUUUGGCGGCCCCCCCAAGAUGUCCUCGGCAGAGAAGAUUGCUGCCGCUGAGACCGAAGUUGAGAUGAUUUCAGACAUGUUCAACCGUCUGACCGAAUCUUGCACCAAGAAGUGCAUUCCCAACGACUACCGUGAGGGCGACCUGAACAAGGGUGAAUCCGUCUGCCUCGACCGCUGUGUGUCCAAGUUCUUCGAAGUCAACAUCAAGGUCAGCGAGAAGAUGCAGGGCGAAGCCGCCAACAAGCAGGGCGGCGGUAUGGGAUUCAGCAUGUAAAUGGAUGAGAAGUCUGCUGCCUCAUGGACAAACCUCCCUUCCGAAACAUAAUUUAUGUUCUUUUUACGCUCGAGUUUGCCUUUAUGUUGCUCGUGUCAGGCGCGGAUCUUGCCUUGGGUUUCAGAGAUCAUCUUUUGCCGGGAAGUGUUGCAUUUGGGUUUAGUUCUCAAGAUUGUCGAUUCCGGGGCACUCUAUGCCGGCUGGUUAUGAUCGCAGUCUGCAAGAUGAGUGCUGGGAUGAUAGAAGUGUUUGGGUCGGGGUCAUGGUUCUGCGCACGGCAU
This is a messenger RNA of Aspergillus nomiae NRRL 13137, 658 nucleotides long. Its product is annotated as Tim10/DDP family zinc finger protein. The record is from RefSeq and is a predicted model, not a curated record. Gene Ontology annotation, biological process: protein insertion into mitochondrial inner membrane. The coding region runs from base 93 to 377 and encodes 94 amino acids. The transcript has 2 exons. Gene Ontology annotation, cellular component: mitochondrial inner membrane. Lineage: Eukaryota; Fungi; Ascomycota; Eurotiomycetes; Eurotiales; Aspergillaceae.